AUGUACAACAAUGUUAAAACAAUCCAAGGCUUGAAAGGAAAAGGACCGACGCUUGGAGGGGAGAAGCUGGGAUUAAACCCUUUAUGUGGGUACCCAGAAGACUUGAGCAUUGCCGACAUAAAAAAGAUCCUUGAUGACUGCCCUUCGGUUGAAGAACUUGUGAGAAAGUAUCCCGUAGAAGGCAACUUUCUCGCGGAUCGAGGCUACUUGACUUAUUCUGCCUUUGCCGAGGCGAACAAGAACAACAAUCCACUCACCGUUCGUGCUAUCUUCGAUACUCUUAAUACUUCGACAGACGUUUGCAACCCAGAGACAGCACAAGAAAAGCUGGAUUCUUACAGAGAGAAUCCUGAUCUGAUCAAAGGCGAGCUCUUGAAAUCCAAAUUGAUUGGGUUCUCUUCCAUUUUUGUGUUGCUCUUUUUGCUCGGGCUGGCCGAUGUGAUUGCCUUUGGCCAUGCCAAGGACGGCUGGUUCCCAGAGUGGCCCGGUGCGCAGAAUUUGCCGUGGUCUCUUUUUGACGCCGAUAUCGGUUUGGGCGCUAUCCCGCAAUAUUGGGUUUCCGACGAUUAA
Molecule: messenger RNA, 570 nt
Organism: Phaeodactylum tricornutum CCAP 1055/1
Lineage: Eukaryota; Bacillariophyta; Bacillariophyceae; Surirellales; Neidiaceae
Exons: 2
Coding region: 1-570 (189 amino acids)
Source: RefSeq, a predicted model, not a curated record